UAAUACAUAAAAUUUAUAUUUUAAUGACCAAAAAUAGUAACUCAUCUUUAAAAGGUUAAAGGUCUUAAGUGUUUUAUUACCUUCAUAGGAAAAAGCAACUUUUGACUAGUUGUUCACUGUAGUGAUCACUGUCCCCUUAAAGGGUUAAGUGAAAAUAUUCAUAUUACAUUGGAAUAAUACAUGGUUAGCUACGAGGAAGAUAAUCAUGGGUAGGUAAUCAUUCAAUACCGUGCCCCGUCCCUCCCAUUUAUAUUCCUCAGCUCAUGAACCCCCUUUAACUUUCCCAGCUUCCAAAUGACAAGUGCACUCCAUAACUUAAUAUUAUAAUUCCUCCAUUGUUGCUGCUUCCCACAUUUUUUUUCUCCCGUCAGAAAGGCUCCAUCCUCCAUGGAAAGUUGCCGCGGAGGAGCGCGCAUCAUUGCAAGCACCGGCUGCUGUUGAGGAAGCCUUUCCUCACCCAACGGGCAAGCAACAGCAGCGACAUUGCCGACAUGACUUCCAAAGCGCUGGACGGCGGCUGGGGAUGGGCCAUCGUGGUGGCCUCCUUUCUGGCCCAGCUGCUAGCAUAUGGUUCCCCGCAGUCGGUGGGCGUUCUCUACCCUGAGUGGCUGCACACCUUCCAGGAGGGCAAGGGCAUGACGGCCUGGGUGGGCUCCUUGGUGGCUGGAGUGGGCCUCAUUGCUAGUCCUGUUUGUAGCGCCUGCGUGGAUAAUUUUGGCGCUCGCCCUGUCACCAUCUUCAGCGGUGUCAUGGUGGCCGGCGGCCUGAUGCUAAGUGCCUUCGCUCCUAAUGUCCAGUUCCUCAUCUUCUCCUACGGCAUUGUCGUCGGUCUCGGUUGCGGUCUGGUCUACGCAGCCACCUUGACAAUCACUUGUCAGUAUUUUGACAAGAGACGUGGCCUUGCCCUCGGCAUCGUCACAACAGGCACCAGCGUUGGAACCUUCAUCUUCGCCACGGCUCAGAAUGAGCUCAUCAUGCUAUAUGGCCUGGACGGCUGCCUUUUGAUCAUCGGCGCGUUGGCACUAAACCUCAUGGCCUGUGCUGGCUUCAUGAGGCCCCUCUACAUGCCGGGGUACUACCUCAAACAGAAGGCGGCCCUGGAACGCAACACUGACCAGCAGCUCUUCGAAAAACCUCAGCUGGACAACCUGAAGAUGGCGUCGGGUUCCGCGGCGUCUGCUCAAGAAAAGACACUCAUGGUGAAGGAGCUCCUCAUCACUAUCGACGGCAUGGACGCCAGCAUUCAGGUGGAGAAGAAGAGAAGGAGCUUCCUGGCACGUCUGGGCAUCAUGAAAGUCAUCAAAAAAAAGAAGCAGGCCUAUUCCAAGUACAUGACCUCCAUACAUGAAAUACUGCAGGACCAAGCCAUGGUGGCCUUCUGCAUCGGUGUCUUUCUUUUUAGCCUCGGAGCCUUCCCUCCUGUGCUCUUAAUCGAGGACGUUGCACAGAGCCAAGGACUCAUUGAAGAAGUCAGUGUCAUUCCUUUGGUCUCCAUCGGAGCUAUUGCAGCUUGCGUUGGCAAAUUGGUCCUCGGUAUACUGGUGGACAUCAGGUGGAUCAAAAGCAUCUACCUAUACGCCUUCACCAUGUUUGCAGGUGGUGUUGUGCUGUUGCUCAUCCCUGUCACUAAAAGCUAUGUAGGACUGCAGAUCCUCUCCGCCAUUCUGGGUUUCUUCUCAGGAAACUGGUCCAUCACCUCGUACAUUACCACCAAGAUUGUCGGUUUGGACAGACUGACACAGGCACAUGGAAUUGUCAUGUUCUUUGGUGGAUUUGGGAUCAUGCUCGGACCACCUGUUGUUGGGUGGUUCUUUGACUGGACGCAGUCUUACGACCUGGCAUUCUACUUCAGUGGAAGCUGCGUGUUGUUGGGAGCGCUGGUUCUUUCCCUGCUCACACUGCCCUGCUGCAACAGAAAACCUGCAUCUGAGAAUGACAAACAGUACACCAGCAACUGUGACAAAGUUGCCUCUGUAGCAUGAAUGUGAGCACAAAUUGGGUAAAUACACCAACACUCCUGCAGCCCCUUCAGCAAUUGGUAAAGUUUUUUUCCUGAAGCAACUGUGACGAAGAGCACCGGUUUGCCCUAAUAACUGCUGCCAGGUUUCCAUGCACCAAAACACUUGCCAGAGGAAAUACAGACCUUUCCUCCAACAAACCAUGUCUGCAUUUCUCAGGUCCAUGCCAAACACAAUGCACAUCAGUUGAAGGUAUAGUAGGUGUUGGUCCUAUUUUAUAGCCUCAUUUUACGAGGCAAUCCAAACAAUAAUCUAGUCAAAUGGCAAUGUGCUGACACUUGAAACCACUGAAAAUGCACAAAAAACUCUAAGGAAGGAGCUUCUUCAAAUAAUAGUAAGCAGCACAUUAUGUUUUUGUAUGCGCGUCCAAAUUACACCUUAUACAUUACAAAACAUCAAUGAUAAUUAAUGCCUGUCAACACGUAAUGCCUGUUUGAACAAUACACAAGCCUUGUUUUUUUGUUUGUUUUAAAAAAAAAAAAAAAAAAAAAAAACGUUUUACUUUUCAUAUGUUGUUUAACUGAUUCCAGGAUCGAAAGGUACACCUGCAUAAUCCAAUAAAGUUCAGCACGUGAGUUACAUCAAAAAGAUGCUCAAUUUUACAUUCAGUGAUUUUCCUACCCUCGAGUACGUGGGUGUACCUAAAGUACUGUACAAUUCUCAUUGUUAGUAUUAUUUUUUUACUAUCAGCACUGAGAAAAGUUGAUGGUUUUCAGUUUUUAUCUCUGUGUGGCAUAUUUUUUUUGACCAGGCUGGUCCUUUAUCAUGCAGUCUUUGUAUGUUAUUUGUGUUCAUAUCUGCACAUGUAUGCAGAUUUGUGCACUGUUUGAUAUACUUUUGUAUUAGCAUUAGUUUGUAAAGUUCUAUGUACUAGUCUUUUUAUAUGCACCUUGAUGUAGCUGUGAAGUCAUAGAUUUAAUUAGAAAUGUGUACAUGCGAUCAAGUAGGCAUGAGAGUCACAUUAAUAUUGUUCACGAGAUCACUGAAAAUUGUUCCAGUAGCAGGCAAAGAUUUUUAUUGUCGUUGGCGGACAUUUUUUUGGGCUGUGAUCACUGUUCAGGGCAGACUGUCUGUCUUCUUAGACCUAUUAUAUCAAGGUCGUUUAUUUCUAUUCUGUUUUUUUGUAUGCAUUGUGCCAAUAAAAGAUG
This is a messenger RNA of Corythoichthys intestinalis (scribbled pipefish), 3166 nucleotides long. Its product is annotated as monocarboxylate transporter 9-like. NCBI's taxonomy places the organism in Eukaryota, Metazoa, Chordata, Actinopteri, Syngnathiformes, Syngnathidae. Gene Ontology annotation, molecular function: monocarboxylic acid transmembrane transporter activity. The record is from RefSeq and is a predicted model, not a curated record. The transcript is spliced from 7 exons. Gene Ontology annotation, biological process: transmembrane transport. Bases 492 to 1982 code for a protein of 496 amino acids. Gene Ontology annotation, cellular component: membrane.